Molecule: messenger RNA, 3670 nt
Organism: Hippocampus comes (tiger tail seahorse)
Lineage: Eukaryota; Metazoa; Chordata; Actinopteri; Syngnathiformes; Syngnathidae
Gene: slc15a4
Product: solute carrier family 15 member 4
Exons: 9
Coding region: 299-2053 (584 amino acids)
Biological process (GO): transmembrane transport; oligopeptide transport
Cellular component (GO): membrane
Molecular function (GO): transmembrane transporter activity
Source: RefSeq, a predicted model, not a curated record
AGACGCGUAUUAGCAGAUGUACAAACGACGUGGAUGUACCAGCUCGCACAUGGGACAGCGUAACAAUUGUAUUGUAAAUCGCUUCUGGAACCACGCGCAAAUCCGACAGCUUGUUGACCUGAGUGUCACGCGGUAGUGCUGUGACACUUUAGGCGACUUCCAGUUCUCCAUUGACAAAGUAAACGUUUGCGGGAUAAACAACCUAAAGAUUCAUGGAGAUAACCCACGCGUUGGACGCGUGUCAGGAAUAUUGACGGACUGAACUCUUUAUGUAAGGACGCGGUCAGUUCACGAGACGAUGGCUAUCAACAAGCAUAUCAACGAGAGCACCCCUCUCUUGGACUCGGAUAAUGAGACGAAUGGGAGAACAUCACCCCCAUCAGUUUUCCAGGGAAGAAGACUUGCAUGUGCUGCGAUCUUGCUGGCGGAGUCAUUGGAAAGGAUUGCAUUCUAUGGCAUUACAUCCAACCUUGUUCUCUUUUUAAAUAGCAGUCCUUUCUAUUGGGAAGGCACACAAGCCAGCCAGGCUCCUCUGAUGUUCAUGGGGGUAACGUACCUGAUAUCCCCAUUUGGAGGGUGGUUGGCAGAUGCAUACCUUGGAAAGUUUUGCACUAUUGCCUGGAGUUUGAUUUUGUAUUUUCUCGGUAUUCUAUUUUUCCCUUUCAUUUCAAACGAAGACACCAGAGUAAAUGUAUGUGGUGAAGAAGCAGCAUUUCCAGUGCAACCCGCUGAGUGUCUCAGCACAAACAGUACCCCUCCAAGCAAUGUGACGUGCCCCAUCCGUUCACCCUAUUGUGGCCCUAUAGUUUACAGUGGACUUUUUUUCAUUGCAUUGGGUGUAGGGACUGUCAAGUCAAACAUCACUCCAUUUGGGGCAGACCAGGUCAAAGACAGAGGACCGGAAGCCACACGCCGAUUCUUCAAUUGGUUCUACUGGUGCAUUAACCUCGGUGCCAUCCUGUCACUGGGAGGUGUAGCCUAUAUCCAGCAAAAUUUCAGCUUUGAGCUCGGCUACAUCAUUCCCACUGUGUGCCUUGGGAUUUCCUUCCUCGUUUUCCUCCUGGGCCGCACAGUUUUUAUCACCAAGCCGGCUGAUGGCAGCGCUUUCACCGAUAUGUUCAAGAUACUGAGCUUCGCUUGUUGCUCCUCAAAACCCAAGGAGCCUGACUUGCUUCGAAGUAAUAACCCAACUCUAUUGGAUGGUGCCAAAGUGACCUAUGGAGGAAAAUUUCCAGAAGAGAAAGUGGAGGAAGUGAAAUCUUUGGUGAAAAUCCUACCAGUUUUCUUAGCCCUUAUUCCAUACUGGAUGGUGUAUUUCCAGAUGCAGACAACAUAUAUUCUGCAAGGCCUCCAUCUAAGAAUUCCAGUUACUGCCUCAAAUAGCACUACAGACUCCCACAUGAUGACAUUUCGCUUCCCGGCAGCCUGGCUCACCAUGUUUGAUGCUGUGCUCAUCCUCAUGCUGAUUCCUCUUAAGGACAAAGUGGUGGACCCCAUUCUGAAACGGCGUGGCCUGCUGCCCUCCUCUCUGAAGAGGAUUGCAGUGGGGAUGUUCUUUGUCAUGUGGUCGGCUGUGGCAGCGGGUAUUCUGGAGACAAAACGGCUGGAGAUCGUCAAAGCAAAUGGUCCCAUUGACCAAGUGCUUGGCAACGUAGUCUACUAUGCAGCGGAUUUACCCAUUUGGUGGCAAGUGCCUCAAUAUGUCCUGAUAGGCAUCAGUGAAAUAUUCGCCAGCAUUGCAGGACUGGAGUUUGCUUACUCUGCCGCGCCAAAGUCGAUGCAGAGUGCCAUCAUGGGGCUCUUCUUCUUUUUCUCUGGGAUAGGCUCCUUUGUGGGCUCGGGUUUGUUGGCCAUCGUGUCCCUCAAGGCGAUUGGCUGGAUGUCAUCCCACAGAGAUUUUGGAAACAUCAAUGACUGCUCACUGCACUACUACUUUUUUCUCCUGGCUGGAAUUCAGGGCGUCACUCUCCUCAUCUUCCUGAUCGUUACUUUUAAAUAUGACAAGCAAAGGGGCCGAGCAGGAAGCCAAAGGCAAAGAUACAUCUCGUCCUGACCCUGACACACUUGGCUUGUAUCGCUCACAUCCCACCUGCCUGUUUUUUUUUUACAAAUGCUUUUGAAAGACUGCGUGGCUGGAAAGGCUCUGCUGCAAAAUGUUGAGCCAUUGCAGGAGUCGCGUUUCCUGCUCUCAGUUUACUCCGCUGCCUUCAUUUGCACGAGACCCACCAUGGUACCAGAAGAUUACCGUGAGAAAAGUCUGCACACCUCUUUUCAAAUGCAGUUUUUUUUUCCAAUAUUAAAAACAAGUGAAAUCAUUUCUAAAUGUUAUCAAUGUGACCUAUAACCUGUCAAGCUCAAUUUGAAACAAUAUUUUCCAGAAGGUGAAGUAAAUAUUUCAUAUGAUGUGCUUGCACACACACUCUCCUAUAAUUCGGCAUGUGGUUGCUUACAGAAUUAAUCAAUUACAUAUAAUCUCAUCUCAAAAACUCACACCUGCCAUGAUUGAAAGUGCCUUUAUGAAACCCCCAAAUGAACUUCAAAUGUUCUAGUAGGCUAUUCCUGGCAUUUUUGUCAUCACAGACUCUUGUUAAAAGCGUGACAAGAGGCUGACCGUGCAUGUUCGUACAUGUGACAACGGUCUCUCAUCUUCAGAUGUUUGGACUCGGGCUUCAUCUUACAGUGAAGAAAAAGACACACUUGAACUCUCCCAAACACACACUCAUGUGUUCGGCUCCGAUGAAACCAAGGUUGAACUUUUUGGCUAUAAUUCUAAAAGGUAUUUCUAAACAUCUCUCAUCGUCAGACACCAUACAUGCUUUGGGGUGAUUUUUCUUGAAAAACCUGAUGGAAGGAAUGAUAAACAGUCCAAAUGUCAGUCAGUCUUCAGACUUCUGCUGAAAAGCAAAACAAACAACAACAACAACAAAAUGUCCAGGUUGUAGAUCACAUUAAUGGUGGAAGAAGUGUUGAAAUGAUUUAUCUUGGUCUCGUUUCUUUAUAGUAUGUCACAAAACCUGGCUUUUUAUAUCCGCUGUAUACUGUCAAAAUAUUUUUUAUGGUAGUUGAGCAGUUCUUAUUAUUCAGUCAGCAGUGCACUAUUUUUCUGACUAACCAUUUUGACUCCUGACCUUGGUGUGAAGCAUCAGUAUUUUGUCAAAUCGUUCAAAUGAUUUAUAGAUAUAAAUGAUGUGUUUAAAUGUAGAAUUUCUUAAACACACACAUGCGACUGUUGGAGAGUGGCGGUUACCGAUACUAUGCAGAAACAAUCAUUGAUUAAAAUGCAAAUUCUGUAUUGCAGUUUGUAAUUAAAGUGGACAUAAACGUUCACAUUGUUAAGAUUCGAGUUUGAGGAGACAUUGACUGAACAAGUUGUGUUUAUUUUAUCAUUUCAUUUUUUAUGUUUUCAGUCCACUGGAUAUACUCUGAGAGCAAAAUAUUGAAAUGAUUCCAAUGAAGCCUGAAUGAUUAUUAUUUUAUUUUGGUGGGCAAAGCUGCAAUAGUCGCGGUCAGUUUGAUAAAAAGUUGGAAAUAUAUGAGGAAACUGGAACCAUACUGGAACAAUGGCUCGAAGAUGCAGUUAAUUUGUAAUUUCCUUCACUGUUGGAAAGAUGCAUGGCAAAUGUAGGUUCAACAAAUUUAACAAAGCUUUUUUACUGUAAAUAUGUUUUUU